Molecule: messenger RNA, 292 nt
Organism: Racocetra persica
Lineage: Eukaryota; Fungi; Glomeromycota; Glomeromycetes; Diversisporales; Gigasporaceae
Source: the annotation of a GenBank genome assembly
CUGUAUUGAUGUAAUUCAAGCACUAAAUCAUAUAAAAGAAAAGGUAUCCCAAUCCUGUAAAAGGCCAUCUCAAAUAAUCCAAGAUAUAGCAAUUGAAAUAUCCGAAGAUUCUUUUUAUUAUAUGCCUAAUAAUAAGGCAUUACGUAGACAAAUUUCAUAUAUUCAGCUUAGAAAUACUCUUUCUCAACCACAAUUGCUACAAGAAAUAGAUGUUUCUGUACAAUUACAAACAACUAUGAGAAAAGAAUGCUUUUUAGCUAGAGAAAUAGAUCUCAAUAUGAAAAAAUUAUGA